Paramecium sonneborni is the source of this 1145-nucleotide messenger RNA. The record is from the annotation of a GenBank genome assembly. NCBI's taxonomy places the organism in Eukaryota, Ciliophora, Oligohymenophorea, Peniculida, Parameciidae.
AUGUUUGAUAGUGAAAGUUAUGCAAUUAGAAAUUCUCAUAAAUCAUAUAUUUCUGGAAAGACUUAUGAAGAUAUCUAAUCUUAACCAUCAUCUCCACAUAAACUUACAAGAAUUAAUGAUUUAAAAAACUAAGUUGAAAAUUAUUUGGAUAUGUUAGAAUCAAAAGUAACAUUAGUUAAAGAAAAAGCUCUUUCUGAAUUUAUUGUAGCAUAUAAUGGUUAUAUGAGAUAAGUUAAAGAAGAUUUAAAAUAUUUAAAAGAGAAAAGUCUUGAAAUAGAGAAAUUCUAUAAAGAUAACAAGAGCAUUUAAAAUAUGGAGUAAUAAUUAGAAUGGUUUAGAGAAGAAAGUGUUAAACUUUAUACUAAAAUUGAACUAAAAAACAAAGAAAUCUUUGAAUUGAAAUUUAGAUUGCAAGAAGUUGAAAAAGAAAAUGAGUUUCUUGAAUAAUAAAUUAAAGAAUUGAUGCGAAAGAAUAAGAAAUAUGAAGUUAUUAGACAUACAGCAAGUGUAGCUACAGAAUAAGCAGAAUAAAUUAAAGAACCAUAAUAAUUAUUUUGUACUUAACCUAGACCUAAAAGGAUUAUGUCUGGAUAAGCUUAACCAAAACAUAUAAAAUAAUUGUAAGAUAUAUUUGAAAAAUUAACUAAUGAUGAUUAAACUUAAAUUAUAAAUGAAAUUGCUUAAUAUGUUUCCUUUAUUGAAAAUACUUAAACUAAAUAGAUACAUUUAUUACGAUAAAAAAUGAAUUAAGCAAUUAGUCAAUCUACAAAAGCAUUUGCGACAAGAAGUGAAUAUGAAGAGUUUUUUAUUGAUUGUGUUGAAGUAUUUAUUUGUAAAUAAAAAAGUAAGUUCGUAAAGAUAUUAUGCGUCGACGUUAAAAUGUACAAUUAGAAAAUAAAUUAUCAGAUUUUAAUGUUUUUCGUAAAGAAGAUAAACUCAAAGUCUUAGAACUUGUUUUAAUGAAUGACAGAUUAUUACAAACUUUGCAUCAAAAAAUAUUUCCGACUUCUCAAGUUGCAUAAUUAUUGGAACCAACAACAAUAUAAACAGAUUAUCAAGAUAUAUUAUAAUAAAUUGAUAAGAAGAGAAGUUUUUCAACAAAAGACAGAAUGAUUAUAAAAAAAGGAAAGUUGCUAUAUAAGUGA